UCUCAUCGCCGUCGUUCUCGUCGCAGCGCAGUCACGACAAAAAAGGUUCGCUCGCGCAAGAAACCAGACGGAAUUUUCUACGGUGGAAAGGAACACGGAUUCCAGGUGCCUCGAGAAUUGACUGCUCCUCCUCCUUCUCGCUUUCCGGAAGCAUCGGUCGGAAGCCGCUGACAAGGGAACCCCGCAACUCGCGGAACGGUGCUGUGGCCUUGAAAUUAUUGUCGCGGCCGAAAAUAAGUGCAAAAUCGUGCGUGGAGAAGCCAAGAGCAAAGAGUCUUUUUCUAGAACAACCGAGAGAGUGUGUGCGGGUGUGUCUGUGUACGUACGUGUGUUCGUGUGUGUGUUUGGCUGGUGAAGAGGAAGCAGCUGACGGCCGCGGGGACACCGCGCAAGUGACCACGGAGGAAGUGCGAAAUUUACACACACCAGCAGGAGGACCGUCGCGGAAGGCAGAAGAAGAUGUCCCAGCAGGAGCAACCCCAGCAGCAGCCAACGGUGCGGCACAUCCCGAUCUUCGUCGAGGGUCGCUCGGAGCCGCUGGUCAAUAAAAUCCCCGAAUCGCAGCCCAGCCGGGACAGUUCGACCAGUUCGGUGCCGGAUCAUCACCAGGCCGGGCCCCCUCCACAACAGCAGCAGCAGCAGCCCCGCAUGCCGGAGAUGCCCUCGCACAACAGCGAUUUCUUCAAGCACGGCUCGAUCUUUGACCGCGCCCGGGACUUUCCGGUGCGUACGUUCCCCUCGGCCACGGCCAACUUCUUCAACAAGAGCAGCCCCGCGCGGGAAUCCUCUCCGGCCAGACAAGUUCCUAUCUUUACGACGGACGCCAGCGCGGCCUCCACAACAGUGCCUCCUCAGCGUGGUUCCUCCCAGCCACGGCAGACGCCUUCACCUCCGACGGCGGCCCAGCAACAGCAGCAGUACCAACAGCAGCAGGCCCAGCGGUUCGCACAGCAACAGCAAAAGCAAGCCCAGGAUCAACCUGAUGCGGCGGCGGCGUCCGCACCGCCUCCACCUGCGGCCAACGAUCCGAUCAGCAAAAUCCAAAAGAUCCAGCGGGACGUGCUGGCCAUCUUCGACCAGGUCGAGCGAUUCCAGGGCGGCAAGGACGGCAAGCGGGACAAGCAGUACCUGUAUCUGGACGAGAUGCUAACCCAGAACCUGCUGAAGCUGGACAGCAUCGACGCCGAGGACCAGCCGCAGAUCAAGUCCGCCCGGCGGGAAGCCAUCAAGAGUAUAAACCACUGCAUUGCCGUCCUCGAGGCCAAGGCCGAAGCGGGUGGAGAAGGUGGCGCCGUCAGCGGAAGCGCCAGCAGCGACAAGGUGCCUAACGGGACGGCCGAUCGGACCGGGUCCGGCGCGUCGCUGUCCCACUCUUCGUCCAACUCAUCUAGUCAACAGCAGCAGCAGCAGUAGGAAAGUAUCACCAGCAGAAGGCUAAGCAAACACUAACCAGAGUAAGAUUUCUUCACAAACUAACCACACACACUCUUCUUAUCAAACACACACAAUAGUUAAAUUCGUUUCCUGUCCACACUUUAAAAACUAUAAAAUUCUGCGCGGGAAGGAAAUUGAAGUUCUUUCCCCUUAAAAAAAAAACACGGCAGCCAACAAUAUAAAAAAUCGCGUCCUUUUAUAACGAUGGACGUGGGAAGAAUCAAAAUUUUGCAGGUUUAAAAAUUACACCAGUGAAUUUAGAAUGCCACUUUUUAUAACAUUUUACGUUGUUCAAAAGCUAGAAACUAGAAGCAGUCACUAACCGAGCGAAUUUACACCCUUUUUUGUUGGCUUUAAUUUGAUUUAUGUGCUAGAAUCUGUGUUUUGUUUUGUUUUACUUUCAAGAAAACGUGAAAAUAUACAUAUUUUUCAAAGAUCUUCAACCAAACUAGCACAAUUAAGCAACUUCUUUUUGCAUCAAACAUACACACCAAAAUGCACCCACUUUUGAACACUGUUGACCAUGUUUAGGCACCCCAAAAAACAAUAUCGUAAUGCCAUACUCGUAAAAAAAUAUUAUUACAAACAAAAACCAAUUGAAAUUAAUCCAACGAAUCUAUUCGCCGCCAUGACUCUCUCGAUCAUCGUCCUUAAAAUGCAUUGGCUUUUCCUAAAAAAAAUUAAAUUAAUUUGUUACGUUCAAGGUAGCUCCUCCUCCCUAACCAUCAUCAUUAUUUAUUGUUCUCGCAGUUGCCUGCCCGUUUUGUUUCGUUUGCACACAUUUGAUUUCUGCGUUCUGAUUUAGGGUUGUAAAGAGUAAUUGAAGUAAAGCAAAAAAAAACUAAUCCAGCAAGCAGGUCAGAGGCAAAGCGGAACGAACUAUGAAGCAGCAGCAAAAAAGAAAAAAGAAAGAACAAGGAAAACAACAAAACAUGCCUGCGUACACUUCUCUGUGUAAGGGUAUAAAUUAUAUAUAUAUUUAAAGUUUAAUCUAUUUAGAGAAGAGAGUAAAUUAAUACAGUACAGUAUAAUCAAAUUAAUUGACAUGAAAAGAUACACAGAAAAGUAAUAAAAAAAACUCACAUUAAGUCUUAGUGAAAA
Culex pipiens pallens (northern house mosquito) is the source of this 2535-nucleotide messenger RNA. RefSeq names its product BAG domain-containing protein Samui (gene stv). Lineage: Eukaryota; Metazoa; Arthropoda; Insecta; Diptera; Culicidae. The coding region runs from base 460 to 1413 and encodes 317 amino acids. Gene Ontology annotation, molecular function: protein-folding chaperone binding; adenyl-nucleotide exchange factor activity. The record is from RefSeq and is a predicted model, not a curated record. The transcript has 2 exons. Gene Ontology annotation, cellular component: nucleus; membrane; cytosol. Gene Ontology annotation, biological process: protein stabilization.